Molecule: messenger RNA, 3345 nt
Organism: Fusarium venenatum
Lineage: Eukaryota; Fungi; Ascomycota; Sordariomycetes; Hypocreales; Nectriaceae
Source: RefSeq, a predicted model, not a curated record
AUGGCGUCUAAGACACUCGCGCAACCUGAUGAACUGGAUAUCCAUGCCAGAGAUCACAAACCACCACAUCCUCAAGACGAAGCCAGCAAAACAGUAGGGAACCCGACCCUCAUCCCAAACGAUACCAAUGAUCCACCUACCAAUUCCUGUGAACCCGAGCCCACGGAACACAGAUCCAAGAAGAGCCUGGUGCAGAUCGCAACAGUGAUGACUUCUCUCUGUGCUUGCGUCUUCCUCGCUGCCCUUGAAGUGACAAUCGUCUCAACUGCCCUUCCAACUAUCGCUGCCCACUUCGCUUCUGAUUCAGGCUAUACCUGGAUCGGCACAUCUUUCGUCCUUGCGCACACUGCCUCAACACCAUCGUGGGGGAAAAUCUCCGACAUUUGGGGAAGAAAACCCAUUCUACUCGUUGCCAACGUCAUUUUCUUUGCCGGCAGUCUUUUAUGCGCUCUUGUAGAUGAUCUGGCAACAUUCGUUACUGGGCGAGCUAUUCAAGGUGUGGGCGCUGCAGGUAUGCAGACUCUGGUGAAUAUAUGUAUCAGCGAUAUGUUUUCGCAAAGAGAUCGAGGCUUAUACUAUGGCUUGACAUCAAUUGUGUGGGCAGUCGCAAGUGGUAUUGGUCCCAUUCUAGGAGGUGCCUUUACCGAUCGAUUGAGCUGGAGAUGGUGUUUCUGGAUCAACUUGCCCAUCACUGUCGCCGUCUUUGUUCUACUUGUUCUCACUCUCAAACUCCCGUCCCCAAACACUCCCGUGUGGGCAGGCAUUAAAGCUAUCGAUUGGCCAGGCAGCUUCCUCAUCGUUGGAGGCACUCUGAUGUUGCUUCUGGGGCUCUACUUAGGUGGAGUCUACGAACCCUGGAACUCGGCUACAGUGAUCUGUCUUAUUGUCUUUGGAAUCAUCACUGCAUUAUUGUUCGUCUGGAACGAGUGGAAGUUGGCACAGUAUCCCGUGAUACCAGUUCAUCUCUUCAAUACUUGGUCAUCGUCAGCUGCAUAUGCUGUCACAUUCUUCCAUGCUUUUGUGUUUAUGGGCGUUGCUUAUUACUUCCCCUUAUACUUCCAAGCCGUUCUCUUGGCAAGCCCACUUCGCUCGGGACUCUAUCUUCUCCCGUUCAUUCUCUCCAUCUCCAUAUCCGCUGCUAUUACUGGUGUGUACAUACAGUUCAGCGGCAAGUAUCUUCUAGUCUCGCGUGCUGGGCUAGUCAUGAUGACUUUGGGAAUGGGACUCAUGAUGAAUUUGAGCAUGGAUUUGAAUUGGACAAAAAUGAUCACCUUCCAGUUAUUAACUGGUAUAGGUGUUGGCAUGAAUUUUGAAGGUCCCUUGCUAUCUGUUCAGGCGGUGGUGCCGCACGAGGAUGUGGCAGCUGCAACAACCUCAAUGGGAUUUACCAGAACUAUUGCAACAGCCAUAUCCGUCGUCAUUGGUGGUGUUCUCUUUCAGAAUGAGAUGAAAGGAGAGAACAAAGUACUUAUGAGCGCACUGGGCCUUGAGCUCGCCGAGAUAUUUGAUGGGGCAUCUGCGUCUGCUAAUAUUGACCUGAUCAAAACACUCCCUACUGAAGCACAGCUUCUUGUGAGGGCCGCAUUCUUCCACUCUCUUGAUAAGAUGUGGAUAUUGUAUACUGUAUUCUCGAGUGGUGGGUUGUUACUCAGUUUCUUCAUGAAGGCGCAAUACCUGAGCAAAGACCACAACGAUGCACAUUUGGGCAUCGUUAAUAAUUGUGAAGUAGGAGAUUCAGCAGGAGUAUAUCGAAAGUAUUCGCACCCACCCGUCGGUAUCCUGACUUUAUUCUUUAGCGACUUAGAUACAACCAUCACGCAUGAAAUGGACGACAGCCCAACUGUUCCUUUACUCCAGGACUAUCAGAGAAGUCCUGUACCCAGCGAGCAGUCGCUGCCCCAAGACAUCAUCGAUAACGAAGCUGGAAAAAGAACGUUGGUCAAAAUUGACCGUACCAUUAUUCCUCUUUUGUUCAUAACAUACAUGUUCAAUUUCAUGGACAAGGUCAUAUUGUCUAGUGCAGCGGUAUUCGGGUUAAGAGAAGACACUCAUCUCCAAGGCCAACAGUACAGCUGGGUAGGAAGCGUUUUCUACCUAGGCUAUCUACUUUGGACUUAUCCAACCACCAUUCUUGUUGCAAGCCUCCCCAUUGGAAAGUAUCUUACGGUCAAUACGAUUUUCUGGGGCUUGGUUGUCGCUUUCACUGCAUCGUGUCAGAACUUUGGCGGUCUCUUGCUCAUGCGGUUCUUUCUUGGCAUUGCCGAAGCGACGAUAACACCAGGCUUCAUGUUCCUUACUUCAUCAUGGUAUACACGCGAUGAGAUGCCGACCCGUGUGGGAAUAUGGUUCUCAGGCAAUUCUGCCGGGGGGCUAGUCGCGAGUUUGCUCGCUUUCGGAGUUGGCCAUAUUGACAGCACGACAAUACGACCUUGGAGAUGGAUGUACGCGAUGUUAGGGAGCAUGACCUUUCUAUGGUCUGUACCCUUGUUCUUCCUCCUUCCUGACAACAUAUCAAAAGCCACCUUUCUCUCGCCGGAAGAGCGGAAGAUUGCAGCGCAGCGCGUGUCCACUUCUGGUACUGGUAAAACCGAGGGUGCGCGCUGGAGAUGGGACCAAGUGCACGAGUGCUUGAUCGAUCCCAAAUCCUGGUUUAUCAUUGGAAUUGAACUGUUUACUCAGAUUCCAAACGGUGGCUCUCAAAGCUUUGCCAACAUCGUCGUGGCAUCUUUUGGGUUCACUAACCUGCAGUCUACAUUAAUCAACAUACCGUACUCGCUUCUUUCAGCUGGUAUAAUUGCAGUAAGUGGCUAUUUGGCUGGUCGCUUCCGCACCCUGAAUUGUCUCCUAAUUAUUGCGGUAAUUCUACCUUGUGUUAUCGGCAGUGCCCUCAUUUACAAACGGAGCCAUAUACCCCAAAGCCUGCAUCUAUUUGCGUACUUUCUCCUUUCAACCGGAUCUGCAGCAAUGCCUCUCAAUAUGGCCCUUGUGCAGUCCAACUAUAGAGGAGUCACCAAGAAGAUGACUAUAACAGCCAUGUUAUUUGUCACGUACUGCCUAGGAAACAUGGCUGGACCACAUUUCUUUCUAAAGUCCGAGGAUCCGCUAUACGAAACUGCGUUUAAAACAAUCACGGUUUGCUACAGUUUGGCGAUUCUUUGCGCUUUGAGUCUGAGAGUUUAUCUUAAACGGUUAAAUGCAAGUCGUACACAAGAAGAGGGUGUUGUGGGAAGUGCUGGUUCGGGGGGGAUUACGAGGGAGGGUGCUGGAGAAGAGAGUAGCGAUCUAAUAAUGAAGUCAGGAGAUUAUACGGACUGGCAGGCUGUGGGAUUCAGGUAUAGACUGUAA